AUGCGUAUUGAACGGGAUCAGCUCAAUGGAAGUGAUGUCACCAUGCGCUCGGUGUGUCUUGAAUUCUUCCCUGCACAACACACAGAGGAAGUUGUGUUGGAAUGCUCAGUGUCGGAGGAGCUUUGGACAGAGCUUCGAGAUCUUGUUCGGGAGGCGACUCCCCCACAGCUUGAAGGUUCGAGCCCUUUCGAUGUCGCGCAACUAGCGGGCCAGCCAUAUCACGCGACAUUGAAAGAGCAUCCACAGCCUGCCAGGAAGUACAUAUUGCAUGAUGUGCAGUGUGGAGAUUUCAAGAUUGGUGUGUGGUGCAAGCUCAGCAGUGCAUCCUUGCCCAGCUUCUAUGGUGCAAUGCUGAAAGUGAGCAGCUUUUCGCACACACUUGAGAUCGGGGGCGCUCGGAUCAAGCUUCCCAGACAACGCUUCUUUAGCAGCGCGCGCCCUUUUGAGGGCUCGCUUGAGGCACUUGCAAACAUUUUGCUCGAGAAGUACAAGCCUUUCAUCUCGAAGUCCUGGCGUUCCAUACUCAACAACUCGAACGUGGUCUUGGGAGGCUUCUUCAGUCGCUAUACCUGGGCCCCGCGACAGCGUACUGUUGAAUUGCCGAAGCCCUCCUCCAUGCUGUAUCUCCAGAAUGGCGCCGUCAAGUUGCGAGAGGAAGCUGCGAGAUCUAUGAAAGUGGAAACAGGCCCGUACCGUCUGGAUGAGAGCGGCUUUGAAUCUGCAUUGCGGAGCCGCAGCAAGAAGCAGGUGGAGCUCUUUGUAAGGGAGCUGACGGAAAUGCUGGGCGCACGAGUGCGUGACAGUCGCCGCCUAGCACAAUAUUGCGAGUCGUUACUAGGUGCCAGAGAGACCAGCCUAGACCAGGUGGUGGAGUUCCUUACUGGUGAAGGCCAGUCCACGGGAAUCCUUGAUGCCAAUCCACGUGGGGUACCGUUUGUUUGA
Messenger RNA from Symbiodinium pilosum, 942 nucleotides. The record is from the annotation of a GenBank genome assembly. NCBI's taxonomy places the organism in Eukaryota, Dinophyceae, Suessiales, Symbiodiniaceae.